UUUUUCUCAAAUAAUUAAGCAAAUAAAAUUAAAGGAGCUUCAAAUUUAUAAUUCAAUCGAGCCAAAAUAAUUUGAGUUAAAUUAUUUGAUGAAUACUGUCGCUCGGCGGAUGAAAAAAGUAAAAUAAAAGUAAGGCCAAUUGCCCAAUUGACGGUAGGCAGAUAGAUUAUUAAGUUGUAUUUUUGUUCGUCCUUGUCGAGCGACGAAGCUUCGCUUGUAUUGCUUAUGAUGCGUCGCUCUGCAUCUAAGAAAGCCGGUCAGCCCAAUUCAACCAAUUCCAUUAACUUUUCUCCCUCCGAUCUCUUUCGCACCGCUUCAAGUAGGGCAUCUUCAAAAGAGAUGGAACGGAUUGACAACCUGUUUCAUUCUUAUGCCAAUAGGUCUCUCGGUAUGAUUGACCCAGAAGGGAUUGAAACUUUAUGUUCUGAUAUGGAAGUUGAUCACACAGAUGUUAGGAUCUUGAUGCUUGCUUGGAAAAUGAAAGCAGAAAAACAAGGAUACUUCACCUUGGAGGAAUGGCGAAGAGGAAUGAAAGCGCUGAGAGCUGACACUGUAAGUAAAUUAAGGAAGGCCCUGCCAGAGCUAGAGAAAGAGGUCAAGAGACCAUCAAACUUUGAGGAUUUCUAUUCCUAUUCAUUCUGCUAUUGCCUGACAGAGGAGAAACAAAAGAGUAUAGAUAUAGAGAGUAUAUGUCAAUUGCUGGAUCUUGUUUUAGGAUCCCAUUUCCGAGCGCAAGUUGACUAUUUUAUUGAGUAUUUGAAGAUUCAGAGUGAUUAUAAGGUCAUAAACAUGGAUCAAUGGAUGGGUUUUUUUCGGUUCUGCAAUGAGAUAAGUUUCCCGGACUUCAGUAAUUAUAAUCCGGACCUUGCUUGGCCAUUGAUCCUGGAUAAUUUCGUAGAGUGGAUGCAGUCGAAGCAGACCUGAAAUUAUUUGGUUUGGUCAACUUCUCAGCUGUAACCUCCAUCUAUCUAUAUAAAGGCUGGUGCUUUAUAGUUUAAACUCCCCCUUUUCUUUGCUCCCUUUUUCUAGAGCCUUAUGUAGUUUUCCCGAUAGGGCAUAAAUUAGUCAACUUGAAAGAUUUUCCAAGCACACCAUUCUUUAAUCAAAACUGUUGUGAAUAAUUUGUUGUCAGGAAUGUUUGUAUUGCGGAUUUUUUUUUUUUUGAAAACAUGGAAGUCUUAUUCAAAACCAACCUUCCAAAAUUACCUCUUGUUACAAAUAUAUUGGGGAGUCUCAAUAUAUUGAAUUGUAGCACCCAUCAGUAAUACUUCUAAACUGUGGUCUAACUAGAUUUAUUAUGGUAAAA
This is a messenger RNA of Gossypium arboreum, 1306 nucleotides long. RefSeq lists its product as uncharacterized. The transcript has 9 exons. Gene Ontology annotation, biological process: protein neddylation; positive regulation of ubiquitin-protein transferase activity. Gene Ontology annotation, cellular component: ubiquitin ligase complex. Lineage: Eukaryota; Viridiplantae; Streptophyta; Magnoliopsida; Malvales; Malvaceae. Bases 226 to 924 code for a protein of 232 amino acids. The record is from RefSeq and is a predicted model, not a curated record. Gene Ontology annotation, molecular function: ubiquitin conjugating enzyme binding; ubiquitin-like protein binding; cullin family protein binding.